UCCCCCUCCCGCUCCGUAAGGGCUGCAACGUUCCAUCCGCCGCCCGCCGACGUUCCAAAGCAGGCCGCGCGGACCUUCCCUCGGCAGAAGCCCGGCUCCUUCUUCUUCUUCUUCCUCCUCCUCCUCCUCCGGUUCCCACGCUUUCCACCACCGCCCCCCCCCUCACGUGUCCCGGGCUCCCAGCUGGGGAAAAGGCAAGGAGGGAGGGAGAGACCCGCUCUCGCUGCUAGCUCGCUCGCUCGCUCUUUCCUUCUCACAUGACCCGAGUGUUUGUCCCCGUGAUCAGCGCCUCGGCUCCCGUGUCUCCUCCGCGUCCCCUCUACCUCCAUCCGGCGUGAGAUUUAAAAACUCGUCCCCUCCUUCUCCUGCUGCCUCCCUCCCCCCCCCUGCGUCCCCUUUGGGGGGCCAGCGGGGCGCCCCCCCUUCCCUCCCUCCCCUCCCCCUCCCCUCCCCUCUCUCCCCCCCCCUCCCAUGGACAUGCUGGAACCCGGUCUGGAUACAGCCACCGCCUCCGCUGCUUCCAGCCACGAGAAAGAUCAAGAAAGUGAAGAUGGAGUUGAGCUACGAGAAGGGGACGGCACAAACGCAGAUGAACAGACAGCAGUGGCCAUUGCCAGCGUCCAGCAAGCAGCCUUUGCAGACCAUAAUAUCCAGUAUCAGUUUCGAACAGAGAACAAUGGAGGACAGGUGACAUACAGAGUAGUUCAGGUGACGGACAGUCAGCUGGAUGGACAAACGGAUGCAACGGGGGCCGUUAGCGUGGUCUCGACCGCAGCUUUCACCAGUGGCCAGCAAGCUGUUGCUCAGGCUGUGAUUCAGAACCCUUUCAGCAACGGUGGAAGUCCAGCCACAGAUGCCGUCAGUGGUGAAGCCCGUUUUGCAUACUUCCCUGCUUCCACGGUGGGCGAUGCCACAGCAGUUUCCGUACAGACAACUGAUCAGUCGCUGACACAAGCUGGAGGUCAGUUCUACGUGAUGAUGACCCCCCAAGACGUCUUGCAGACCGGAACACAACGUACCAUAGCUCCUCGCACACACCCCUAUUCCCCGAAAAUGGACGGGACGCGGACACCCCGAGAUGAGAGGCGAAGAGCUCAGCACAAUGAAGUUGAACGGAGGAGGCGGGACAAGAUCAACAAUUGGAUCGUACAACUGUCAAAAAUCAUUCCAGACUGCAAUACAGACAACACCAAGACAGGGGCGAGCAAAGGGGGCAUCCUGUCCAAAGCCUGUGACUACAUCCGGGAGCUACGCCAGACGAACCAGCGUAUGCAGGAGACGUUCAAGGAAGCUGAGAGGCUUCAGAUGGACAAUGACCUGCUACGGCAACAGAUUGAGCAGAUGAAGAAUGAAAACGCCCUUUUGAGAGCACAGCUUCAACAACACGGAAUCGAAAUGGUGGGCGACACCCCAGGGCAGUAGCCCCUUUCCUUCGCCUCUGCCUACUACAUGCCGAAUCUCAGCCUCCCAAUUCUUCUGGGGUGUUUUUUUUGUUUGUUUGUUUGUUUGUUUUACGCCGAAUCCUCUCCUCCCGACAAUAAUGACAUAGCGAAACCCAUCAUCGCCUGUGGGUGGAUGAACCUGCGUUUGAGGACAGGGGAAUGUGGGGAGGGGUAGGAGGGAGGAGGUAGUGGACAGAGGAGAUGGGGGGAGGGGUCUUUUCUACCCCAAACCUUGCUACUGCUCUAAAAGAUGGUAUCAGGCUUUCUUCCCACCAGGUGCAUCCUUGUCCCCUCCUUCCCUUCCCUUCCCUUCCCUUCCCUUCCCUUCCCUUCCCUUCCUUUCCUUUCCUUUCCUUUCCUUUCCUUUCCUUUCCUUUCCUUUCC
Messenger RNA from Pseudonaja textilis, 1826 nucleotides. It is a transcript of the gene USF2, whose product is annotated as upstream transcription factor 2, c-fos interacting. Gene Ontology annotation, biological process: regulation of transcription by RNA polymerase II. Lineage: Eukaryota; Metazoa; Chordata; Lepidosauria; Squamata; Elapidae. Gene Ontology annotation, molecular function: protein dimerization activity; RNA polymerase II cis-regulatory region sequence-specific DNA binding; DNA-binding transcription factor activity, RNA polymerase II-specific. The record is from RefSeq and is a predicted model, not a curated record.